Molecule: messenger RNA, 2328 nt
Organism: Chlorocebus sabaeus (green monkey)
Lineage: Eukaryota; Metazoa; Chordata; Mammalia; Primates; Cercopithecidae
Gene: SLC25A16
Product: solute carrier family 25 member 16
Biological process (GO): transmembrane transport
Cellular component (GO): mitochondrial inner membrane
Source: RefSeq, a predicted model, not a curated record
CGCCGUGCCGCCGGGUGUCACUCUGCCCCGCUGGCGGGGCGGUCAGCGUCCUGUCACCGCCUGUUCGGGCUAUGGUCCCGUCCGGUGUUUUGUAAGUUGGCAACCUAGGCUGCUGACGCGACCCUGGUCCUGAUGGCGGCGGCGGCCGCGGCAGCCCUGGCGGCGGCAGAUCCCCCUCCUGCAAUGCCGCAGGCGGCAGGGGCCGGAGGGCCCACAGCCCGCAGAGACUUCUACUGGCUGCGCUCCUUUCUGGCCGGAGAAGAAGAGGAGGUUACUUCAAACAGGACCUGGCAGUUGGAUAAAUACCUUCAAGUGUCUGUCUCCAUAAUCACAUUUUAGCAAGAUUCCCAGUGUUCCUCAGGUAUUGCUGGAUGCUGUGCCAAAACAACAGUUGCUCCAUUGGAUCGAGUAAAGGUUUUAUUACAAGCUCACAAUCGCCAUUACAAGCAUUUUGGAGUAUUUUCUGCAUUGCGUGCUGUUCCUCAAAAAGAAGGAUUCCUUGGAUUGUAUAAAGGAAAUGGUGCAAUGAUGAUUCGAAUCUUUCCCUAUGGUGCAAUCCAGUUUAUGGCAUUUGAGCAUUAUAAAACGUUAAUUACUACGAAGCUGGGAAUUUCGGGUCAUGUGCACAGAUUAAUGGCUGGAUCUAUGGCAGGUAUGACAGCAGUUAUCUGUACUUACCCUCUUGACAUGGUUAGGGUCCGCCUAGCAUUCCAGGUGAAAGGGGAACACACCUAUACAGGAAUUAUUCAUGCAUUCAAAACAAUUUAUGCACAGGAAGGUGGUUUCUUUGGAUUUUACAGAGGUCUGAUGCCUACUAUUUUAGGAAUGGCUCCAUAUGCAGGUGUUUCAUUUUUUACUUUUGGUACCUUAAAGAGUGUUGGGCUUUCCCAUGCUCCUACCCUUCUUGGCAGACCUUCAUCAGACAAUCCUAAUGUCUUAGUGUUGAAAACUCACGUAAACUUACUUUGUGGUGGUGUUGCUGGAGCAAUAGCGCAGACAAUAUCCUACCCAUUUGAUGUGACACGUCGGCGAAUGCAAUUAGGAACUGUUCUGCCAGAAUUUGAAAAGUGCCUUACCAUGCGGGAUACUAUGAAGUAUGUCUAUGGACACCAUGGAAUUCGAAAAGGACUCUAUCGUGGUUUAUCUCUUAAUUACAUUCGCUGUAUUCCCUCUCAAGCAGUGGCUUUUACAACAUAUGAACUUAUGAAGCAGGUUUUUCACCUCAACUAAAAAAAAAAAUUAUGGUUGGUUUUUCUUAAUACAUUCUCAGAGGGAGAAAUGAAACGUUACUUUAAUUGUUGGGGGAACAUUACUUGAAUGGGGAUAUUUACACUGUCACAGGAGCCACUGGUAUUUUAGUACUUGAUUAUUUUUUCUUUAGUCACAAAUCAGAAGUGCUUACCAUACUUUUUGAUGCCAAACAUUAUACCUUAGAACAUUGAAAAAAAUAUUCCUAAGCUGAUGCUGGCUAAACCGCUUUAAAGUUUUAUUUGGAAGUAGAACUAGCUUUAAAACGGGGUUCAAGAGGUUGCCAUUAGCUUUGUCAUGCUGUUCAAAGUUUUUAAUUGUUAUCAUGGUUUUUAAAAGACUGACAGUGUUUAUUAUUAUUAAAAUAAGCAGGGUUGGUUAUAUUGCAGUAGAAUAAUGAGAACUGAAUUUUUAAGUUCUAUAAAACAGCCAGCAUUGACAUUUUAUUUUUGUUAUCUCUCUUCUCACAAUUAUGCUCCACUGGAUAAUAGGAAAAACACUUCUUUCCUUCAUUUUUUAAAUAAAAUUAAUGUUGUAUUUAAAAAGUAGCCAUGUAGAGACACAAAAAUAAAUGGAGAAGCUGGGCAUGGUAGGAUGGGCAUGUGGUCCCAGCUACUCUGGAAGCUGAGGUGAGAGGAUCACUUGAGCCCUGGAAUUCCAUGCCAGCCUGUGCAACAUCAUGAGACCCCGUUUAAUAAAUGAAUGAACGACUAAGUCUUGCUCAAUUGUUAUUACUAGGUACUAUGAGUGACUUACAUGUGUUUGAAAAUGUCAGUGUGUUUCCCAGAGGCAGAAAUAAAAAUAGUGAAUAUCUUUGCUCUCAAAAACAAAGUAGCACUGUAGAUUUGUUUUUGUUAGAUGAUUCGCUCUAUACUAGAAUAUUUAUUUAAGUAGACUGUGAAAUAUUUAUUAAUGUAGAUGUGAAUAUCAAAAAAUGUUUCUAAGGUAUUAUGAUGCAUCAACUAGUUCUUCCAUGUAAAAUAAUUUUAGUGCAAUAUGAAGACAUAGAAAUGUAAAAUAUGAUUUGAAUUGUUAUCCUUUAUAUUAAGAAAAUGUUUUAAAAUGUAAGAAUUCCAUUUA